AUGCGAUAUUGUAAGUGUAUAUGUGGGCGUUCGAGUAUAGAAGUACGUGAAUGCGUACGCGAAGCAGCUAAUAAUAGCCAAAACCAGCAUUUAAAGACCCAUGGUCUUGUGAGAGAAUAUGAAGGAACAGCUAUACACGUGGUUAAAACAAUGCUUCCGAUUAUAGAACUUGGAAUAAAGAAAAAGAAAGAAAUGCUAGUCCUGAAAGGUUUGGACAAAGUGUUGACUUACGUAGAUGACAUGGUCGAGAAAACCCAGGAAACAAUAAAAGUAUAUUACAAGAUAAAGACCGCCGUGAAUGGUGAGAUAUCGAAUAUUGGUCAGAAAAACGAAGAUAUUAAAACCAGAAAAAGUGAAAUUUCAUCUGAAAUGGAGGAGAAGAAACUCCGAUUGGAAUCAGAGAAAAAGGACGUGACCAAUCUUGAGGCAAAGAAUAAAGAAACAGAAAAAGAGCUUCAGAAACUUAAAUCAAAACGGGCGGAAUUUAUAGGAGACUCGGUUCAAACGUACGGAGUUAUGGACUCUUUAAAGGAACUUUUUACAACUGGAAUGGCAACAAUGGGUGGUGUUUUUGGAGGCGCUGACACCGUGAAAGCGAUUUCUGAAGGCGCAAUGAUUGCUACUAAUACAGGCAAAGAAGAGGCGAGCCAACGGGCCUUAAAGGCGAGUGGAAAAAUUAAAGAGUAUAUAGACCAGGAACAACGGAAUAUUGAAAAAAAUGAGGAGCGAGUUGCAAACAUGAAAGAAAAAGCUAUAAAAGGUCUUGCAGCUAUGGAAAGAUUAGCCCUUGAAAACGCGGAUCUUAUGAAUGAAGAAAGUCUUAAAAUUGCCGAAACAGAACUAGGGAAAGUUCUAAAUCUAUUUGGAAAGAUUUUACAGUUCUGGGAGGAUUUUUCAGCAAAGUUAACAACACUGAAAAACACACAUGACGGAGUCAAACUUUUAAUUGAGUUUGUAAAUGACCCUGAUCUAGCCGAAGAUAUUGACGACUCGGUACUACACGUGAAAAAUGUUUGGACUUCAUUUGGGAUUAUGUGUAGUUACUACGUUGACGAGAGCGUGAAACAACUUCCUAAGCUAUACGCUUUCAUGGGUGCGCCUGUGGAUCAAAACUCUGUAAAAGAAUGUGAAAAAAGAAAGAAGGAACUCCUUGAGGAACAUAGAGCUGAUAUAAGGGCACUUCAAAAGAAAAUCAUAUAAUCCUAAAAUGUCUUUGGAUAGAAUGAUAUCCGUAUUGUAAAUAAUGAACAUGAACUUUUAUUUUCUCGUCAUUAUCUAAAACAAAGUGAUGUAUCGUUUGCAAAAGCAAGUUUGCCUUAAAAAACUGU
Ruditapes philippinarum (Manila clam) is the source of this 1328-nucleotide messenger RNA. RefSeq lists its product as uncharacterized. Bases 1 to 1200 code for a protein of 399 amino acids. The transcript has 8 exons. Lineage: Eukaryota; Metazoa; Mollusca; Bivalvia; Venerida; Veneridae. The record is from RefSeq and is a predicted model, not a curated record.